AUGGCGCUCGCUACAGAGAUACUAGCAGCACGCGUCGAAGAGGCCGUCGGCUUUCUGGAGAAUCUCCCCGACGAUCUAAGCGGCGUGUAUCAAUGGCACCACUUCAUCAACGAGCUAUACCCCAGACUUCACCUCGCCUCCUUCACGCGAAUGGACGUCGCCCUGGAAUGCCUCGAUAAGGUCCUCUUCAACAACGCUUUCGUCAAGUCCUGUCUUACAAUCAAAUACAAGAGACAGGAAGAAGUCUGGACUCUCGGCAAUGGCCAAGUUGGAGGACUCGGCGCCACAGAAAUGUACUCAGAUGGCAGCUACCUUCUGAGUAUCUGCGUUGAUGGGCAUGAGAAUGGAACUCCCUGGGAGAUUCUGGAAACUCUGUUGCACGAAAUGUGCCAUGUCUUCACCAUGAUGAUUUUGGGAAAUGCGAGCGAGCAUCACGGAAAGCAGUGGCAGAUUCUGGCAAUGGCAGUGGAGAGAGAGAUGACCAGAUUGAUGGGUGAUAGAGUCAAACUUGGUCGACGAUUCGCGGCAAGAUAUGAUGUUAAGCAGGAGAAAUGCCCGCACUUUUCGACGGAGGAGAUUGAGCUGUUCUUUGAAAGCUCAGAUCCAAGGAACAAGGAAAAGCUGAGGUGUGAUUGCUUUUCGACGACGGAUGUUGCCAAUGGCUGUAAUCCUGAUGCUACAUCCGGAGAUCCAACCGCGGAGAGCGGCAACGAUUGGACAAACCCAAUCAUCAUUGGAGAUUGA
This is a messenger RNA of Ramularia collo-cygni, 744 nucleotides long. RefSeq lists its product as uncharacterized. The transcript has a single exon. NCBI's taxonomy places the organism in Eukaryota, Fungi, Ascomycota, Dothideomycetes, Mycosphaerellales, Mycosphaerellaceae. Bases 1 to 744 code for a protein of 247 amino acids. The record is from RefSeq and is a predicted model, not a curated record.